Molecule: messenger RNA, 483 nt
Organism: Centrocercus urophasianus (Greater sage-grouse)
Lineage: Eukaryota; Metazoa; Chordata; Aves; Galliformes; Phasianidae
Gene: CNIH3
Product: cornichon family AMPA receptor auxiliary protein 3
Exons: 6
Coding region: 1-483 (160 amino acids)
Biological process (GO): regulation of AMPA receptor activity; vesicle-mediated transport
Cellular component (GO): dendrite; synapse
Source: RefSeq, a predicted model, not a curated record
AUGGCUUUCACCUUCGCUGCUUUCUGCUACAUGCUGUCGCUCGUGCUUUGCGCCGCGCUCAUCUUCUUCGCCAUCUGGCAUAUAAUUGCCUUUGAUGAGCUACGGACGGACUUCAAAAGCCCAAUAGAUCAGUGCAACCCAGCCCACGCAAGAGAGCGGCUGAGGAAUAUUGAACGUAUUUGCUUCCUCCUGCGAAAGCUGGUGUUGCCGGAGUACUCCAUCCAUAGCCUUUUCUGCAUAAUGUUUUUAUGUGCUCAGGAAUGGCUCACACUGGGCUUAAAUGUUCCUCUGCUUUUUUAUCACUUCUGGAGGUAUUUUCGUUGCCCAGCAGAUAGUUCAGAACUCGCUUACGAUCCACCUGCAGUCAUGAAUGCUGAUACCUUGAGUUACUGUCAAAAAGAGGCCUGGUGUAAGCUAGCUUUCUAUCUCCUUUCUUUCUUCUACUAUCUUUACUGCAUGAUCUACACUUUGGUGAGCUCUUAA